Molecule: messenger RNA, 3530 nt
Organism: Paramormyrops kingsleyae
Lineage: Eukaryota; Metazoa; Chordata; Actinopteri; Osteoglossiformes; Mormyridae
Gene: rmnd5b
Product: required for meiotic nuclear division 5 homolog B
Biological process (GO): proteasome-mediated ubiquitin-dependent protein catabolic process
Cellular component (GO): nucleus; cytoplasm; GID complex
Molecular function (GO): protein binding; ubiquitin protein ligase activity
Source: RefSeq, a predicted model, not a curated record
UUUGGUUUCUGAUUUCCCGUCGCUCCUGCUUAUUUCCACCGGAAGUAAAGUUAAAGAGCCAGUAAACGAACACUGUAACUGCAGAGGUGGGGUCUGUGCUUCCCAACAAUGGAGCAGUGUGCCUGUGUGGAGCGCGAGUUGGAGAAGGUGCUCCACCGGUUUGUCAUGUAUGGCCACAUGUCAGAGGAGCGUCUGGAUGAGCUGCUGCGCUAUGUCUGUGAGCUGCGAGGCCAGCUGGUCGCAUUCGGGGUCCAGGAUGCCGACUUGUCAGUCUUCUCCCAGUCAAUGGCCCAGUGCUGCAGAAACGUCAAAGACACAGUGCAAAUGCUUGCCUCACGGCACAAGGACAUUCAUGGCAGCGUGUCCAAAGUGGGAAAGGCCAUCGACAGGAAUUUCGAUGCAGAGGUCAGUGCGGUUGUGGCUGAGACAGUGUGGGACUCCCCAGAGAGGCAGAAGUAUUUAAGUGAAACCAUUGUGGAGCAUCUGUAUCGACAAGGAAUGCUGAGUGUGGCGGAGGACCUCUGUCAGGAAUCAGGGGUUGUGAUUGACAUGAGCCUGAAGCAGCCAUUCCUGGAGCUGAAUCGCAUUCUAGAGGCUUUGAGAAUGCAGGACCUCAGACCGGCAUUGGAGUGGGCCGUGGCAAACCGUCAGCGGCUCCUGGAUCUGAACAGCACGCUGGAGUUCAAGCUGCACCGCCUGUACUUCAUUAGCCUGCUGAAUGGGGGCAUGGCCAACCAGCAGGAGGUGCUGCAGUACGCGCGCCAUUUCCAGCCCUUCGCCUCGCAGCACCAGAGGGAUAUCCAGAUCCUGAUGGGUAGCCUGGUGUACCUUCGACAUGGUAUUGAAAACUCUCCGUACCGCAGCCUAUUGGAGACCAACCAGUGGGCUGAGAUCUGCAACAUCUUCACCAGGGAUGCUUGUGCCCUGCUGGGCCUGUCGGUGGAGUCGCCACUCAGCGUCAGCUUUGCAUCUGGUUGCAUGGCCUUGCCGGUCCUCAUGAACAUUAAGCAGGUCAUUGAGCAGAGGCAAUGCAGUGGCGUUUGGACACACAAAGACGAGCUGCCGAUUGAGAUCGACUUGGGGAAGAAGUGUUGGUAUCACUCAGUAUUCGCCUGUCCCAUUCUGAGGCAGCAGACCUCGGAGAGUAACCCUCCGAUGAAACUCAUCUGCGGCCAUGUCAUCUCUCGAGAUGCCUUGAAUAAGCUUACCAAUGCUGGGAAGCUCAAAUGUCCGUACUGUCCAAUGGAACAGAACCCUUCGGAUGCCAAGCAGAUAUUUUUUUGACGUUGCUGGGGAGGAAGUGGCAAAGCUCGGAAGACCUGGGCAAACACCCAGGAUCCACUUGCAUGGGUCUGAGGAUCUUCUGCGGUGGUCAAAGGCUAAGCCUUUACAGUAUCUCCUUCCCUCCAUAGGGUGUUCCUUCACAGAGACCUUUGGUGAUAGCAAAUUACAAGUAGACAGUCAGUAGGUGUAAAUAUCAGAGGCUAUUCAGACUCUCACUUACUAUUUUAUUUCCUGUUGCCGUUUCCUUGGUUUGACAAUUAAUAGAACGAUUUUUAAUGGGUGGCGCAUCUGGGAAAUGGCUGCUUGUGACUUGGAAAAGCCUUUCAAGCCUGGCAAAUAUUCUAUACGUGAAUGUUCUAUACAUUUAUCAGUAGCGAAAGUGGCUGCAACCACAAUAUAUUCACAAAUUAUUUAUACUGAUAGGUAAUGAUUCAGAGCAGUUGAUGAUGUAGUAAAAUAGAUGUAUAAAUUAAAGUGUGUGUGUGUGUGUGUGUGUGUACACUGUACGUGUACAUGUGAUGAAUGCUUACACGUGUAUCAUGGACUUCAGUAUGUUGGCCUGAGUGCUUGGAAAUGUAUCAGUGUGGUUUAUAUAUGAGGGUUAUCUGUUUUUUUUUUUGUUUGUUUUUCCUUUUUUGGUCUCUCUUCUAAGGAAUGCUGGUUUUCGGGGUUCAUGAAGUAUCUUAAUCAUUUGAGGUUUAGGACCUUUGGGGGCUGUGUUACUUGUGUGUGACUUACAGUAUUUCUUAUGGGAAGUGUACUGCUGUUUAAACGUGCUGUGUUUUGAUUUUCUGUUAGCAGAGAUUUGUUAGGAAAAACUGUACUAAUGCGAUCCAGUUCUUUAGAGUUUCCUCUUUUAAAAAUGGGUUUGUGUCAUUUGGUGUCAUUUUCUCCUGCCGCGUGUGCAGUCAGAGUGCUUGCUUUCCUGCUUUGCCCUUUAAACAGCACUGGCGGUCUUGUGCGUGUCACUGUUCGCGGUUUGCCACCCUCUGCAGCAGCAUAUAAGUGAGAAAGGGGAUAUCAGCAUGAUACUGUGUUUAAUUCGCCAGUGCUUUCACAACUUGGACUUUUGUUGAUUUACUUGUUUAAGUUCCUUUUCUCACCAUAGCACAUUGAUAGUUAAUCUGUGUAUAUUUUUUAUUUUAAAAAUUUUAUUUUCUCAGGGUGUUAUCUUACACUUCACUCUCUGAUACAUGCAGUGUGUGGAUAAAUGAACUAAGCUCAAAAUAGUAAGGCUGUAACAUAUAAAAUGUAUCUCUGUAGUAUGCAUGUAAAAUAACGAUAAGCAAGAGUAGCUGGAAGGGUGAGUACAUACGUUUAGUCUGCAUAACGGCAGCAGUAAAAAAAAAAAAAAACAACUUGUCGGGAAAUAUUUAAGAUUAUUGCGCGUAAGAAUGGUCGUGCUCAUUUUGUAAUGUCUCAAAUGUAAUCCUGAGGCAGGCUAAGGCUGCUUAAACACAGCUGCAGAAUAUAUCGUUAUUAUAACCUCAAUUUACUGUAGCAGUCACAUAAAGCCACCUUACCUGAAACAUACAUUGAUGGGGCAUUUUUGUAUUCAUUGGUAUUGUUUUGUUUUUCUUUUACUUCCAUGUCUGGGUACUUGACUGGGUCUUGUUUCUUCUUUGAGUACUUUGAGUACUUUGAGUACAGCUUCUUGUCCCCACAUUAUGAGCACAAAAUGAAAGCAUUAGAGCACUGACCCAUGGCAGAUUGUAUGAAAGUCACUGCGUUUUUUGUGUUACAUUUAAUGCAAUUUUUAUUGUAAAUACUUAUCCUUUAAUAGUAAAAUUCAUUUCAUAUGUGCUUACACCAUAAAAUAAAUCUUUUUACUUAAAGCUGUUUUUUAAAUUGAAAUCAUACAGUUUUGACUUCCUUUGCAUGAAAUUCAUAAUGAUGAACCAGCAAACAUUUAACUAUAUACAUUUUAUACAGUAAGCCGAUAUAAGCAUUUUAGUAGACCCUGAUUCUCCCAGGUCAUAAAUCCUGACAAUUAAUGCCACUAGAGGGCAAUGACGUCUUUUAUAUUGAGACUAGUACACAUGUGCAGUGACUGAAAAUUCAUUUCUUUUGUCCAUGUGGAGAUUCAUAAAAGUACUUUAACCCAGUAUUUGUUUAGCUUGUGUUGAUAAUUAUGGAACUGUAAUCAUUAGAGAAAGUGUAAUUUUUGUAAAGUGCUCUUAAGGAAAUUGCUCCAAGUUGCUUUAAAAAUACAUUUAUAAAUAAAUUCUGGGAAGUCCUUGAUAUUA